This is a messenger RNA of Sparassis crispa, 252 nucleotides long. Its product is annotated as ATPase inhibitor, mitochondrial. Gene Ontology annotation, biological process: negative regulation of ATP-dependent activity. The transcript is spliced from 5 exons. Lineage: Eukaryota; Fungi; Basidiomycota; Agaricomycetes; Polyporales; Sparassidaceae. Gene Ontology annotation, molecular function: ATPase inhibitor activity. The record is from RefSeq and is a predicted model, not a curated record. Gene Ontology annotation, cellular component: mitochondrion. The coding region runs from base 1 to 252 and encodes 83 amino acids.
AUGCUUGCCAGAAGAAUCAAGCCCACCUCUGUACGUUACCUACCGCGCACUGCACCGACAACAGUGCGGUUCUACACUGAGCAGGGCGGUGUUUUUGACAAGAGAGAGAAGGCACAGGAAGACCAGUAUGCUCGUACUCACGAAGCGGAGCAGCUGAAGAAGCUGAAGGCUGCGAUUGAGAAGAAGAAGGCUGAGCUGGCCGAGUUGGAGAAGCAGCAUGCUGAGGUCUCGGGGCAAGCAAAGCAGUUGUAA